AUGGGUUUCAUGGUGGAUGGGAUGAAGCCGGUGGUGGGGAUGGUGCUGGUGCAGAUGGUGUUCGCCGGGGCGAACAUUUUCUACAAGUUGGCGGCCAACGACGGCAUGGAUCUGCGGGUUCUCGUGGCGUACAGGCACCUCUUCGGCGCCGCCUUCCUCCUCCCCGUCGCUUUCUUCGUCGAAAGGUUCUCCCUCUCCAUUUCCAUCUCCAUCUGUUAGCCUCCGUUAGGAUUUUCAAGAAUUCGAUCUUGUUGAUCUUCGUCGUUAUCGUCAUCGUUUUCUUCUUCCUCUUAUUCCUUCUCCUCUUGAUAAUCGUCAUCUGGCUUUCUGAGAGAGUGCCAACGACAACGGAUCCUCUCUCUGAUGCAUUCGACCACCUGUGAUUCUCGUUGCAGGAAAACCCGGCCAGCUAUCACUUGGACGGUCCUGAUUCAGUCUUUCUUCUGCGGGCUAUUUGGGUAAGCCUGGAACAGAAGAAAUAUCCCUUUUUUACAUCGCUCCUGAGGAGUAUCGGAACGGACCAAAAAGGUUUCGGGCUGGGUGAAGCAGUAGAUUUCGAGGUUUUCUUUAGAGAGACGGUCAAUUAAACCUGGUCAACGUAAUCAUCGUACCGCGCCACCCCGUGCCAUUACAACUAACUCCCGUGGCAGCCAGCCUGUUAGUUGACGCGUCGGGCCAUAUCACCACAACGUCGCAUAUGCGGCAGCUAAUGUGAUGGCAUUGAUGGUGGACGGCUCCGGGGUAGAACGGGGAGCACGAUGAGAACAAAAUGAACCCUCGUGGAUCGCUGGUGGGGGAAGAGUUUCCUAACUCGGUCCGGUUCAACCGCAGGGGAACACUGGCUCAGAACCUCUACCUGAUGGCCAUCAAGCUGACGACGGCCACCUUCACGACGGCGAUAGCGAACCUCAUCCCCGCCAUCACCUUCGUCUUGGCGGUGAUCUUCGGGUAAGGCCCUAUGGGAUGCUGUCUACAGACUUUCUUCUUCCCCACUCGCCUCCUCAGAUUGCGCUGAAAUCGUCGUGGUGAUGCGGCCAGGCUGGAGAAGCUGGGUCUGCGGACAAUGGCAGGGAAGGCGAAGUUGGCUGGAACGGCAGUGGGGCUGGGCGGGGCGAUGUUUCUCACCUUCUAUAAGGGGCCGGAGGUCGACAUCUGGCCCAGCAACGUUGACCUGUUGCAAGAGAAGGGCAGCCCGGCGCCGGCCCACCUAGAGUAUGGUAAUCGCGUGAUGGGCUCAUUGUUGGCUGUGGUCAGCUGCUUCUCGUAUGCAAUCUGGUUGAUUAUUCAGGUGAUUUCAAAGUGAUUGACGUCCCCUUGUGAGCUCAGACCGCGGAUUUUCUGACCUCUCGCUGUUGGUGCAGGCUAAGAUGAUCAAGUGUUUCCCGUGCGCCAACUCGAGUGCGGCGUUGAUGUGCCUCAUGGCGGCGGUGCAGUCGGCGGCGCUCGCCCUCUGCAUGCAGAGGGACUGGAACGAGUGGAAGAUGGGUCUCGACAUCAGGCUCCUCACCUCCGUCUACGUGGUGAGUUGAGCAUUCAUCCUUCUCCGUCUCACGCCUGUCCGUCUUCCCUGCUCCGCAAGUGUAUGACUAACGGAGAGCUGACUCUCACGUCAAACACCUGAAUGCAGGGAGUGAUAGCGUCGGGGUUGACUUUAAUGGUGAUGGCGUGGUGCAUCCGUCUGAAGGGCCCGCUGUUCGCGUCGGUCUUCAACCCCCUGAUGCUGGUGGUCGUGGCUGUACUGGGGUCUUUCCUUCUCGAAGAAAAGCUGCACCUUGGGAGGUAAUGCGCGCCGCCGUGUUCCCACAGGCUGGUCUUCUUCUUCUUUUUUUCAAGAUCCUGGGUCAUUAACUGCUUCCUCUGUUUGGUGACAGCCUUUUGGGCGCCAUCUUGAUCGUGGUGGGGCUCUACCUGGUGAUCUGGGGCAAGUGUAGGGAAGCCAAGAAGGCAGUUGAACUACCCGUGGUGAAGCCUCAAGAGCCAGGGCAAGUUGAGGUGACAACGCAGGCGCAGUCGACCGGUCGCUGA
Messenger RNA from Spirodela intermedia, 2025 nucleotides. Lineage: Eukaryota; Viridiplantae; Streptophyta; Magnoliopsida; Alismatales; Araceae. The record is from the annotation of a GenBank genome assembly.